Aspergillus sclerotioniger CBS 115572 is the source of this 2008-nucleotide messenger RNA. RefSeq lists its product as uncharacterized. The transcript has 3 exons. Lineage: Eukaryota; Fungi; Ascomycota; Eurotiomycetes; Eurotiales; Aspergillaceae. The coding region runs from base 297 to 1832 and encodes 511 amino acids. The record is from RefSeq and is a predicted model, not a curated record.
CCGUUAGCGAUCUUCAAGUCUCCGCUUGUCACCAAAUUAAUUCACUAAACCGUCCUGACGGGCCGUGGUUGCCCAAGGGAGACCCAUCAGUCACCCACAUUCUGUCCUGCAUUCCUGGGCUCUCAUCCUAUUGUUUCUCCCUUGAUAUGCCUCCAUUGUUUCCCCUUCCAAACAACGCAGACUAGAUAUCUUAUAGGCGCAUCUCAUUGUUAGCCACCACUCCCCCGUUCGUCCUCGGGGUAUAACUAUCUCGAGCUUAAGUCUUCAAUUGUUAUUCUCAUCAACCAAUUCCACCCAUGAUGCCUUUUUAUUCUGGAUCGACUCGUUCCAAGAGACCUAAGAAAGAUGGGACGGGUAGAGCAGCGUCGAUCAUCUCGUCCAAUUCACAUUCUACUUCAAAGAGCUCAAAGCUUUCUGGGGAAAAACCAAAGGUAGACAGCAAGGUCCAAUCCACGGUACCAAAGAGCAGCGGAUCAAGCACCACGCACCCUGUGCGGCCCCAAGCAACUCAGGCCAAAAAUGAAUCAGAGCGCAAAGCGCCAAAUGUCUUCGAGUACCUCGAGGAUAAUUCUACAACUGAGGAUGAUGAUGAGGAGGAGGAUGAAGAUGACUCUUCAGCAGACGAGUAUGGACACCACCAGGUCUCCAAUAGCCACCCCAAGAUGGUGUACACUGGCUCUGCUCGUCAAACCUAUCCAGCGGCGGCUCAAGGGAUGGACACUCGCAGCCGCACCUCGUCCGUGAUGUCCAAGUCCUCGGCGAACUCUCAGAAAACCCCCAGCUCAAUUGACAUUCCUCCAAGUGCAACCCCUUCACACGUAACGAGGAAUAACAUCCCUACCCACAAACCCUCCAUGGAAGGAGCUUACAGCGCGGUAGGGUCUUUCCCUGAAAGCUCAAACUAUGUUGAGAAGCGAAGCAUGGACCUAGGCUCCAGGCCGGAGGUUUACUACCCCCGGAACUCUGUCUCCUUGCAGCGGUCACCGUUACCUCCUUCGCCGCCGCGAAGCCCGGAAGAUGAUCUCCAUCGGCCCACUCGACGACGCAGGCGCAGCACCAAAUCCUCUUCUACUUCCUCCGGAUAUGGUCUUCUCGCUUCUCGGUUGAGCUCGGCCGCUGAGAGCCAAGAGCCUCGUAUCCCUCCUUUGUAUCGCCGAUUUGAAGAUAUCAACCAUCGCGUGCUGCUCCAUCUUCAGGAUGAGAUUGCACAAAUGGAGGAAGACCUGCGAGUGCUUGACGAAUACGAGGAACUGCAUCGGCUUGCGGCUGCCGAGCAGGAGGGCACGACAAUUCUUCCUGCCUCACGGCGCAUGGAUGCCCAAGCACAGGUCUACUCUUCCCUUCACUACAGGCGCGAGGAGCUGCUAGGGGCGCUAGCGCGUAAAACAGAGCAAUAUAACAAUGCUCUCAGCGCAUAUAGUAAAGUCCUUCAAACUCUCCCAUCUGCCUCUACGAAGGAUAUCGACACGUACCGUGAUUGGAUGAAGGAAAAGAACCCUGUCGUCGCCGCUGAAACGCGAUUCUUAGACUACUCCAAAGACUUGAUCUCUCUAACUCCACACAUCACGGCUUCCACCACCUCCACCACGAAGCCUGUAUUCUCCGCGAUUAUCAUCGCCUCUGCUGCGGUGCUCCUUCCAUUGCUCGCAUUCAACAUGAUCUCCGAGUUCUCCGGUCGAAUUCUCGUGGUCGCAGUCGUGGGUGGAGCUGCCUCUGCCAUUGCAUCCACCCACUCAACGGGAGCAGAUCAGAUAGUCGACUCUCGAGAUGGAUGGAGAUGUGCGACCAUAUACUUUAUGUUCAUGACCGCGGCAGCAAUGUUCAUCCCCUGACCUCAGCAACCAUUAUGCCUUUAACCAUUAUGAAUCUACGAAUUUUCUUGGGCAGCGUUUCUUUUCCCUGAAUCUCUUACUCGGCUUGGGAGUUGGGCAAAUUGAGACCGAACAUCUAGACGAAAGGUAGACGUUAUCGACUCUGGAUUGGCCAUGCAGCCAACAUGAUUAGGAAU